Penicilliopsis zonata CBS 506.65 is the source of this 1767-nucleotide messenger RNA. RefSeq lists its product as hypothetical. Bases 1 to 1767 code for a protein of 588 amino acids. Gene Ontology annotation, biological process: translesion synthesis. Gene Ontology annotation, molecular function: damaged DNA binding; DNA-directed DNA polymerase activity. The record is from RefSeq and is a predicted model, not a curated record. NCBI's taxonomy places the organism in Eukaryota, Fungi, Ascomycota, Eurotiomycetes, Eurotiales, Aspergillaceae. The transcript is spliced from 3 exons.
AUGGCCAUACCACGGAAGGACCACCGGGUCAUUCUCCAUUUUGAUUACGAUUGUUUCUACGCCUCUGUCUUCGAAGCCGAACAACCCGCGCUCAAGUCGUUGCCGCUGGCCGUCCAGCAGAAACAGAUCGUCGUGACCUGUAAUUACGAGGCGCGUCGGCGCGGGCUGCGCAAGUUACAGCUGGUCAAGGAGGCGAAGAAGAUCUGUCCCGAGCUGGUCAUCGUGUUAGGGGAAGACUUGACUCGCUUCCGCGAUGCGUCGAAAGAACUGUAUGCCUUUAUCAAAUCGUUUGUCUGGAGCGAUCGCGUGGAACGAUUGGGGUUUGAUGAGAUCUUCCUCGACGUCACAGACAUGGUCGAGUAUAACAUCGGUCUCCUCAAUAAAAAUACCCUGCACGAUUCUUUCUUCCACCUGGAUAGACACGACCCGACUGUGGGGUUCGUUUACAAUGCGACACAAUGCCAUGGGCCCACCUGGCCGUCUGCCUCUACGUCUGCGUCUGCGCCUUGUACCUUGACUACAGCUUUGACUAGCUCCUCCACAUCGCUUCAUCUGCGGCUUCUCGUUGCGUCUCACUUGGCAGGGUACAUGAGGAGUCAACUGGAACAUCAGAAGGGCUACACUGCCACGGUGGGCGUGUCCACCUCCAAGCUCCUCGCGAAGCUUGUGGGAAGCGUCCACAAACCAAAUAACCAGACAACCCUCUUACCCCCAUACGAGCCGGCCGAGCAUGGCUUAGGCAGUACUAGUAAUAUACUGCGGUUCAUGGAUGGGCUUGAGAUCCGCAAAGUUCCUGGAAUAGGCUACAAGCUUGCUCACAAGCUCCGAGCUUAUGUUGGAGGCGCAGCAGCCUCGGGACCCACCACUUUGUCAGACACGGAACUAGGCUCUGACACUGCUACUGCUGGAGACAAUUCAGAAGAAGUCACUGUAAAACAGAUUCGCUUGCUCCCUGGCAUGGGUCCUCGACUCCUCAACAAGAUCCUUGGAGGCGCCGGUGCGCCUAAAGACAUUGGAGUGCGGGUUUGGGGUCUGUUACAUGGCGUUGACGACUCCGAUGUCCUCGCGGGACGCGAUAUACCGACGCAGAUCAGCAUCGAGGAUUCGUACGGCAAACUGACAACCUUGCACGAGGUGAAACGAGAGCUGACUACGCUUACGGCAAGUCUCAUCCGGCGAAUGCGUACUGACCUGACGGAGCAAAAUGUCGACUCCGGACCCAGAUUUCGAUGGCGUGCCCAUCCGAAAUUACUCCGUCUAUCAACCCGCCCAAGACCACCUCCUGAAGCCGAUGGACCUCGCACGCGCAUCUGGAACCGUAUCUCUCGCUCAGCGGCCCUUCCUCUGUAUGUCUUCAAUAUCGAUGAGAGCAUCGACGCCCUGGCGGAGAAGCUGGUUCAAGAACACCUGCUCUCCAUGUUCCGCAAACUUCAUCCCGAGAAGUUUGGCUGGAAUCUCAGCCUCCUCAAUAUUGCUGUCACCAACAUGGUCGAGAGCGCAGGCGAACAGAGGGGGAGCAAUGGCCGCGAUAUCGGCAAGAUGUUUCGCUCUCAGGAGAGAGUACUAAGCGAGUGGACGGUGAAUGAGAGCGGAAAUGAGCCUCUCGCAAAUGCAGACACUGACCUAGAUAACCACCCUACUGGUACCCCCUGGGAAGACGGUGACGACGAGGAAGAGAUUCCAGGGACCAUCUGCCAGACAUGUGGUGCCCUGAUACCGACCUUUGCACUAGUAGCUCACGCACAGUACCACUCUGCUCCAGACUGA